This is a messenger RNA of Pogoniulus pusillus (Red-fronted tinkerbird), 2262 nucleotides long. RefSeq names its product Bruton tyrosine kinase (gene BTK). NCBI's taxonomy places the organism in Eukaryota, Metazoa, Chordata, Aves, Piciformes, Lybiidae. Gene Ontology annotation, biological process: protein phosphorylation; adaptive immune response; T cell receptor signaling pathway. The coding region runs from base 1 to 1977 and encodes 658 amino acids. Gene Ontology annotation, molecular function: ATP binding; protein binding; non-membrane spanning protein tyrosine kinase activity. Gene Ontology annotation, cellular component: plasma membrane. The record is from RefSeq and is a predicted model, not a curated record. The transcript has 18 exons.
AUGGCCAGCAUCAUCCUGGAAAGCAUCUUCCUGAAGCGCUCUCAGCAGAAGAAGAAAACAUCUCCCCUCAACUUCAAGAAGCGCCUGUUCCUGCUGACAGAGAGCAAGCUGUCUUACUAUGAGUAUGACUUUGAGCGAGGGCGCCGCGGCAGUAAGAAGGGCUCGGUGGACAUCGAGAAGAUCACCUGUGUGGAGACAGUAGUGCCUGAGAACAACCCUCCCCCUGAGCGGCAGGUCCCGAGGAAAGGAGAAGAUUACAACAACAUGGAGCAGAUCUCAAUCAUCGAACGGUUCCCCUACCCUUUCCAGGUGGUAUACGACGAAGGGCCUCUCUACGUCUUCUCCCCGACAGAGGAGCUGCGCAAACGCUGGAUCCAUCAGCUGAAGAGUGUGAUCCGCUACAACAGCGACCUGGUACAGAAGUACCACCCCUGCUUCUGGAUCGACGGCCAGUACCUGUGCUGCUCCCAGACAGCCAAGAACGCCAUGGGCUGCCAGAUCCUGGAGAGCAGGAAUGGCAGUUUAAAAGUUGGGCGGUCGCAUCGCAAGACAAAGAAGCCUCUUCCCCCAACGCCUGAGGAGGACCAGAUGGUGAUGAAGCCCCUUCCUCCUGAGCCUGCCCCCAGCACAGCAGGUGAGAUGAAGAAGGUGGUGGCCCUCUACAAUUACCAGCCAAUGAAUGCACAGGACCUGCAGCUGCAGAAGGGUGAGGAAUACUUCAUCCUGGAGGAGAGCCACCCUCUCUGGUGGAAAGGCCGUGACAAGAAUGGGAGGGAAGGAUACAUCCCCAGCAACUAUGUCACUGAAACCAGCAAUUCCCUGGAGAUCUUUGAGUGGUACUCAAAGAACAUCACUCGGAGCCAAGCAGAGCAGCUAUUGAAACAGGAGGGCAAGGAAGGAGGCUUCAUUGUCCGAGACUCCACCAGCAAGACAGGGAAGUACACUGUCUCUGUCUACGCCAAGUCUUCUGCAGACCCUCAAGGCACGAUCCGCCACUACGUGGUAUGCUGCACGCCCCAGCACCAGUAUUACCUGGCAGAAAAGCACCUGUUCAACACCAUCCCCGAGCUCAUCACCUACCAUCAGCACAACUCUGCUGGGCUCAUAUCCAGACUGAAGUACCCUGUGUCUCAACGCCAGAAAAGUGCCCCUUCCACAGCUGGCCUCGGCUACGGGUCGUGGGAGAUUGACCCAAAGGACCUGACCUUCCUGAAAGAACUGGGGACAGGGCAGUUUGGCGUGGUGAAGUAUGGGAAAUGGAGAGGCCAGUACGACGUUGCUGUCAAGAUGAUCAGGGAAGGCUCCAUGUCAGAGGAUGAGUUUAUUGACGAAGCCAAAGUCAUGAUGAACCUGUCUCAUGAGAAGCUGGUGCAGCUCUAUGGAGUCUGCACAAAGCAGCGUCCCAUCUUCAUCAUCACUGAGUACAUGGCCAAUGGCUGCCUCCUGAACUUCCUGAGGGAAACUCGGCAGCGAUUCCAGCCUGCAGAGCUGCUGGAGAUGUGCAAGGAUGUCUGUGAAGCUAUGGAGUACCUGGAAUCCAAGCAGUUCCUGCACCGAGACCUGGCCGCUCGCAACUGUUUGGUGAAUGACCAAGGAAUUGUGAAAGUAUCAGAUUUUGGGCUUUCCAGGUAUGUUCUAGAUGAUGAGUAUACAAGCUCCAUGGGGUCCAAGUUUCCAGUGCGGUGGUCUCCCCCUGAAGUGCUUCUGUACAGCAAGUUCAGCAGCAAGUCUGACGUCUGGGCUUUUGGCGUUCUGAUGUGGGAAGUUUACUCGCUGGGAAAGAUGCCCUACGAGAGGUUUAGCAACAGCGAAACAACAGAGCACGUCAUCCAGGGCCUGCGCCUCUACCGGCCGCAGCAGGCCUCCGAGCGGGUCUACGCCGUCAUGUACAGCUGCUGGCACGAGAAGGCCGAGGAGCGCCCCAGCUUCACCGCGCUGCUGGCCAGCAUCCUGGACGUCAUGGACGACGAGCCCUGACCCCGAGCCGGGCCGGCCUGGCCUGUGACACCUGCCUGCUGCUGGCGGCUGGUACCGCUGGGCUGGUGCUGCCCCGCGGCCCGCCGAGAUGGACCCACGCACCGAACCUCGACACCGCUGCCAUGGACACGGCAGCAGCCACACCGUGGACAAGCGUGGACGGCUGCCACCGCAGCCCCUGUGACCGGCAGAGCCCCUCACAGCCAAGGACAGAGUCAGGACCCCUGACGGCCCCGCUGGGCUCUGUACCGAGCCCGUGCGCAAUAAACGGCUCCCGACCCCUCC